Molecule: messenger RNA, 1938 nt
Organism: Parnassius apollo (apollo)
Lineage: Eukaryota; Metazoa; Arthropoda; Insecta; Lepidoptera; Papilionidae
Source: the annotation of a GenBank genome assembly
AUGAAAUACUAUAAUUUUAAUUUAUUUCACACAAUACGCAGUGGUUUCAUAGCUCAAACAGGCGACCCGACUGGUGAAGGAUCUGGAGGAGAGUCUAUAUGGGGGCUUUUAGAUGGUCCAGAAAAACGUUUCUUUUCUGGUGAAAAAAUGCCUAAAAUACGUCACACCGACGCUGGUUUACUAGCAAUGGUAUGUACAGGUGACAUGAUGGUUGGAUCACAAUUUUAUUUCACCCUUGCUUCUGAUUUAGACUCCUUGGAUGGGGUACACUGCAUCAUUGGUGAAGUCACUGAAGGUCGAGAAAUAUUAAGCAAGCUUAAUGAAGUUAUUUGUGAUGAAACUCAUCGCCCAUAUCAAGAUGUUAGGAUCACUCACACAGUUGUUCUAGAAGAUCCUUUUAAUGAUCCUCCUGGUCUCAUGCCACCGUCUAGAUCUCCAUCACCCAGUGCUGAGCGUUUAAGAGGAGGUAGAAUUGCACCUGAUGAAGAAAUAGAUGAAACACAAGGUAAGACUGCUGAAGAAAUACAAGAAAUGGUAGAAGAAAAAGAAGCAAAAGCAAGAGCAACUAUAUUAGAAAUAGUAGGUGACUUGCCGGAUGCUGAUAUUGCCCCACCAGAAAAUGUGUUGUUUGUUUGUAAGCUUAACCCUGUCACUACUGAUGAAGACUUAGAAAUCAUUUUUAGCCGUUUUGGAAAAAUUGUUAGCUGUGAAGUUAUAAGAGAUAAAAAGACUGGUGACUCAUUACAAUAUGCCUUUAUAGAAUUUGCUGACAAGCAGUCAUGUGAAGAUGCCUAUUUCAAAAUGGACAAUGUGUUAAUAGAUGAUCGACGUAUUCAUGUGGAUUUUUCUCAGUCUGUUUCUAAAAUGAAGUGGCUGGGAAAGGGUAGAGGUGUUAAGUACCUGAACGAAAAUGAAUCUAAAACUACUUACACUGAUUAUGAUAAAUUGAAAAGGUCCCGAAGUAGGGAGAGAAUUGAAAACUCAAGUUAUGAUAAAAAGAGAGAAGAAAGAUCUAGACAUAGCAGUAAACAUGAUAAAGUAACAAAUAAUAAUGAUAGAGGUAAGAGACAUAGUCGUGAAAAGCAUAAAAGCCAUGAGAGGAGCAGAAGUAGGUCACGAACUUAUGAUCACAGAAAUGCAACAUCUAAAAGAGAAAGAAGCCCUUAUGAUGAGAGAAGAGAGGAAAAACAACCUCUAGAGAGAAGCUCAAGACAUUUCAGAAAUAACAAACACCAUGAAGGUACUAAUAAUCAUGACUAUAGUACCAAGAAGGAAAAAGUGACAUCCCAUUCUAAAAUUCAUAAAAGACAUACUUCCGAGUCACCCAAUCAAAGAAAGGAAGACAGUAACAGAAAAACUAAACACAAUAGCAAAAGUGAAAAUAUUGAAAGUAAAUUAUCUCACAAUGAUAACCAUGAAAGUACUUCCAAGUAUAAUAAGCUAAAACGAAAACAACCGAACAAUGAAACAAAACAUAAUAUUAGGGAUAGUAAAAAAACAAGAUAUGAUGAAUAUGCAAGAUCUCGGACCCCAUCUCCAGUGGUAAAGAAGAAAAAUGAAAAGCAAAGAAUAGGCUUAAAAGAAAAAAAUUGUAACAAAAGAAAUAAUAAGAAGAAUAAAAACCUAAAAAAGAAACGAAAGCCUUCAACUUCUUCUUCUGAAACUGAUUCCUCUGAUUCUAGUUCUUCUAGUAGUAGUAGCAGUAGUACUAGUUCUUCAAGCGAUUCAGAUCAUAAAAAGAAAAAAUUAAGAAGAAAAAAAAGAAAGGAUUCAACAUCUAGCAGCAGCAGUAGUGAUUCUAGUGACAGUUCAUCUAGCUCUUCUAGUUCUGACUCAAGUAGUAAUUCCAGCAGUUCAAGUUCGGAUAGUGACCAAAAAAAGAGGAAGCAAAAGAAAAAAGGGAAGAAAGUAGUCAGUAAAACUAAGCAUAAGUUAUAG